AUGCCGUUGGUGAAGAGAAACAUAGAACCGCGUCACCUCUGCCGCGGAGCCCUUCCAGAUGGGGUUACCAGUGAGCUGGAAUGUGUGACCAACAGCACUUUAGCCGCCAUCAUUAAGCAGCUGGGGAGCCUCAGUAAGUUUCUGAUGAGUUUUGCAUCUUAGAGAAGUUUGAGUGCUGUUCAGCUGGCAGAAAAGGGCUUGCAUGGGGUUUAAACAGAGUAAGGGAACUCUAGAUUCCUAGACUAUCCCUGUAUCUUUAACCUCUAUGCUGGCUUCUCUCUAUCCUUUGAGGUUUAGACUGAUAUGGCUUAGGUUGCAUUCUGUUUACAACUUCCUCCUCCUCAGCACACUUACUCUGGAUCUCGAGGCACGAGGUCAUCUUGAAUCUACCUCCUGAGAACUAAGGGGCAAGCAUGACUUCUUUGUUUCUCCAACUAGUCAGUUAGGUCUACAUAACUCUUUCCUAUAAAAAUUGUGCUUCCUUUAAUAAGCAUAAGCUUCCUUAUCUUAUACAAAGUGUCAUUCUGAAUACCUUUUAACUAAUGGUGUGCUCCAAGCAGGCAUUAUUUUAACUAAAAACAUGUGUGUCCUGUACCAGGCCUGAGGCUGCAUCCAGAUAUGAGUGUUUCAAAGUUCUGAAAGCAAUAAGAGGGAGCAAUUAUUGCCUGCACUGUAGGGAUUGGCAAAUGAUAGAUCGGGAUAUGCUGGGAGAUUCUCUGGAUGAUUUGCAGUAGAUUGUCAAGGAUUUCUGACUCUCAGUUGUUUAAUAACAAAAUGACUCCCUUCCUCCCCUAAAUUAAAUUGCUGAAAUAAAAGAAGAUUAAGGUAUCAUGAGUGGUGUUUUACAUGGAAGGACUGAGUCUCAUUUUGUUCUGAUACUCAUUACAAAUGCUGGUGUGAGAAUCCUUUAAUUUUGAGUCUUUUGCACCACUCUGGUUAGUGGAUCUUGGAGUUCUGCAAAAACCCCAAGUGGGACAGAACAGUGGGACAGAACUAAAACAUGCAUAUUUCUUUAACUUGGGAAUGAGAAAAUUGCAGCCCUCUAGAUGUUGUUGGACUCCAGUCCCAUCAGCCCCAGCCAGCAUUUCCACUGAUCAGGGAUCAUGGGAGUUUUUCCAUUUUAAAAAUCUGAUGAUGUGUCCGCAUGACAAACUUAUAUUGGGUUUAUGCCAGCUGAACAGUCAUCACCCUGGAGAGAUGCUGCCAGUCAGUGUCAACAAUACCAAGCUAGGUUCAGUGGUGCUGAAUAGAACCAUCUCUGUGGCAGCAUCCUGUUUCUGGAAUGAUAGUAUAGUAGGGGUGGAUAAUCUUGUUUGGCCCUCCAGACGUAUCUUACUGGCCCCUGGGACUCUACCCAGGCCAUGUAUAUUUAUGAGGCUGCACCUCUCACCAGUUCUGUUUUUUUGUGUCUUCUUGAACUGUGAUAAUGCUUCUUGCUUGUCUGGAUGGAGGGUGUGUGUGUGUGUGUGUGUGUGUGUGUGUGCGUGCAUGCAUAGAAGUAUCUGACAAUGUAGCCUCUCACCUGUUUCUCUGCCCACUUUUGCCUCUGUGGCCCUCAGAAGCUUGCCUAUAGGGGAAUGUGGUCAAUGGAAUGAAAAGAAUUUAUUCGUUUUAUUGCCUGCUUAAGCCUGACGGAAUAGAAGAGCUUUCAGCAGGCAUUUAAAGGUUGGCACAGGAGGCGCCUGCUGAAUCUCCAGUACUGAGUAUUCGACAGGACUGGGCCAAUGACACUCAAGGCUCAGUUUCUUGCUGUUGUCAGAAGAGACUCACCAACCUGGGGAAUGACCAAGGACACUCCUGAAGAUGAUCUCAGUGACAGAGCUGGGGCAAAAAGGGUUCAGGCGCUCCCUGAGGUACCCAGGAGUCAGGACCCAAGUUGUUCUGGGCUUUGUCAGUUAAUGCAAGGACCAUGAACUUGGCUCAGUAGUAGAUGGGCAGCCAGUGUAGAUGUUUUAACAAUGGAAUCACAUGUUCUCACCCCUGCCUGAUAGGCGCCAGCACUGUUAUAAUUUCAGUGCCAAAUAAUCUACCUGCCAAAUGAUCAGUGCCAAAUGAUCUAUCUGACCCCUCUCCUCUGUUUUUAGCUUUCUCUGUUUUUAGCUGCCUCUGCUGGUAGGUAGGUGGUGGUGGUGUUAUUCUUUUACACAUCUUUUUAAAAUUGUUCUUAUCCGUAAAAAUAUAAGAACAUAACUAAAAACAUAAAACUGGGAACUUAAUCUAAAACAAAAAUAAAAAGAGGCACAGGGAAAACCACACAUGAAUUAUUUGGUGUCCACUUGGAUGUCACACAGUGGAUGGGGUGCGAAGCACAAUGUAGGGCAGUCAGUCUGGCUAUGGGCAAGUGCUGAGGGCAAGUGAAGUUAGCUGAGAUUGAUAGCAAGGAAGGGCAAUGCACAUCAAUAAGUAAACAUGGACUUUUAAAAGGGGGCUAGACACAUUCAUGGAAGAUUAGCCUGCCAAUGGCUGCUAGGCACAAAGACUCCGUAGAAACUUCAGCCUCAAAGGCAGUAUAUGCCUCUAAAUUAUUUUAUACAUCAUUAAAUUUCUAUCCCACCUUUCCUCCAAUGGGUUCAAGACGAUGUAUAUGGUCCCCUCUCCCCAUUUUAUCCUCACAACACCCCUGUGAGGUAGGUUAGUCUGAAAGGCAACUAGUGGGCCACAGUCACCAGUGAUCUGGGGAUUUGAACUCUGGUCUCCCAGACCCUUGUCUGACACUCUAACCACUAGGACACACUAGCUUAAUUACCAUUUAUGAGAAAUAACAGUGAGAGAGGCAGGGCUGGUGUCAAAGUUCCACAUGAUCAAGGCAAUUUCUUGAGGGUUCACACCAUAAAAAGAGGACCACUGGUAGGAGCACCUAAAGCUGCUCCUUCUAUUCACUAUGGCAACUUGCUAGCUUGUUUUCCUACUUCUUGCUGUGGCCCAGACAGUGGUGGUGAGAAUGAAGAGCUGUAGAUGGCUUGAUUUGAUUGCUUACCUGCUUUCUGCCUGGCAAGCAAGCAGCUGGUAACAGUGAGAAGGAAGAGGAACAGCAUCACCCCCAAAACACAUACCUGUUUACCAGAAUUGAUAAACUCCCCAACAUCCAGACCUGGGAACCACUCACCCACAGUCUCCAUCUUAUCAGGAUCCAGUCUGUUGGCGCUCAGGCACUGGUUCAAAACAGUCACAGUGUCUCUUGAUUCAGAUGUCACAGUGAAAUAGAACUCAGUUUCGCAGUACUGUAUACCGAUGGCACCAUGACCACAUUCACACCAUACAUUUAAAACACCAUGUUACCACUUUAAACAGUCAUGGCUUUUCCUCAAAUAAUCUUAGAGGUUGUAGGUGCUGAGAGUUGUUAGGAGACUCUAUAUUCGCCUCCCAGAGCUACAAGUGCCAGAGUGGUUUUACAAUCAGGCUGUGGGGGGGAAUAUUGGGGGCAGCAAUACCGAGAAUUAUUGGGGAGAAACCAUAGUGCUUCAAAUAUAUAGUGUGAAUGUAGCCCAUGUCCCAAAUCUUCCAGUGAUAGUUCUUAGUGGCUUUAUAUAGAUAUUAAACAGCACCGGGUUGGGUGUGCAGUGUGGGAAUGGGACAAAAUAGCCAUUUGCAGCAUCCCACAGCAACACUUCCAGGGAGUAGACACACAAUUCUCCAAGACAAUUCUCUGAACUCAAUCCCAUAAGUAGCAGGGGGUAAAGGUAAAAGGUAAAGGACCCCUGGAAGGUUAAGUCCAGUCAAAGGCGACUAUGGGGUCGCGGCGCUCAUCUUGCUUUCAGGCCAAGGAAGCCGACAUUUGUCCACAGACAGCUUUCUGGGUCAUGUGGCCAGAAUGACUAAACUGCUUCCGGCACAUCGGAACACUGUGACAGAAACCAGAGCGCACAGAAACACCAUUUACCUUACUGCUGCAGCGGUAACUAUUUAUCUACCCGCUCUGGUGUGCUUUCGAACUGCUAGGUCGGAAGAAGCUGGGACAAAGCAACGGGAGCUCACCCUGUUGCAUGGAUUCAGAGCCCAAGAGUCUCAGUGAUUUGGACACACAAUUCCCCAACACAAUUCUCUGAGCUCAAUCCCAUAAGUAGCAGUGGAACCACUGCAAGACUGUGCCACCAACUCCCAACUCAUGGUGUGGUCCAGGAGGAUACCAUGGCAAAGGGAUCUAAAGUUGCUAAGACCAAGAGCAACAGGCUUUCUUACACUCCCCAUUCCUCUCCCAGCAAAAGCCAUCCACCACCACCCUCUCAUGCAUCUUUCUCAUGCAUCUUUCCUCCAAGGCAGUAGUUGUCAAAUACCUCACAAUCUAGAAAGGGCUUUUUUUAGGAGCUGCCACACUGCCUCUUUCUUCAGGACAUUGGGUACUAUCUCCUUUUGCAAAGAUGCGUUAACCAAGCUGGACUAACGCGCGCGCACACACACACACACACACAUAUACACACACACACACACAUACACACAUAGCAAGCAUGAGUAAGCCAAGAUGAGCAUGUUGUGAGCCAAACUGCGACAAGCAUCGUGUCCAUGUCCUCAGGUGAGGAGGUCAACUUGUGGGCCACCCAAAAGACAUAUCUUUGGCCACUGUGGAAGAGACAGUGCUAGAGUAAGGCCACAUGCACACCAUACAUUUAAAACACUUUCAUACCACUUUAAAAAGUCGUGGCUUCUCCAAAAGAAUUCUGAGAGCUGUAAAGGGUGCUGAGGGUUGCUAGGAGAUCCUUAUUCCCUCAGAACUAUAAUUUGCAGAGUGGUUUAACAAUCCAUCUUGGGAACUCUGUGAAUUGUAGAUCACUGAUGGGAAUAGGGGCCUCCUAACGAUUCUCAGCAUCCUCAACAAACUACAGCUCCCAGGAUUCUUUGAAGGAAGCCAUUAAUGUAAAGUGGUAUCAUAGUUCUUUAAUGUAUGGUGUGAAUGUGGCCUAGACAGGCCUUUGGACUGAUUUAGCAGCCAGCUCUUCUUCUGUUCCUAACCUUUUCACAAGGUGUACUGGAAAAUUCUUUUUGAUAAAGUAAGGGAGAUUUUAUGGCACUGCUGAAAAUGUUUGCGCAAAACUGUUAGUUGUUUUGACCUAGUGCAAGUCUGAAUAAAAAAGCAUGGCUACUCCACAAGGCUUGUAAACUACAAGAAAGACCAUUUUCUUAUGCUUUGAUUGAGUGAGCAUCCAAUAACAGGCCUGCAUAAUGCCUGCCCAAACUGCUAGCCGGGCUAGAUCCACAAAGGGUGACAAUUACCUCCUGUUUUGCAGCUUCUUUUAUUCUUUUUUCAAUACUGUGUGUUAUUUGGAGUCGCUUCCUCAGGCGAGCACAUGUGACUGACAAAGCAUGCCCCUGUGUUGCUGUCUUGUGGAACAAGACUAGCAUUGUAAUUUUCCGGAGAGACAUCUCUCUCUGAAAAACCCUCUGUUUGGCCCAUCAAAGGGAUCUGAAGCAAAACUAAAUCAAAGUGAGACUGCAUGUGGCAGUUUGUGCUGGUGGAGUUGGCUCAGAGGGUGUUUACACUGGAUUUGUCAUCUUUUCCAGUCAUAUUUUUGGCUUAUAAAUUUUGUUUCUCAGUAUGUUGUAUGGUGAUUCACAUGGUUCUCUAAAGGCUUGAGUAAAUGUUAGUAGGCAAAAAAGGACUUGCAAAAGCAAGUGUCACCAAUGUGGCAGUCAUGGGCACAAUUACUUUUAUAUUGUAAUGGCACCCUUGAGGUCUUCCCCUGGUGCCCUCAAAGCCUCUGGGCUUCUCCACUUGCAGCCAUGGUGCUGAGGGUGGUUACCUCUGCUCCUUUGGAAAAGUGGGGUAAGCAGUCUCAUAUAACCAGCAUCCUUAAGUGUAAUUAAUGCAUGAAGGGGUUCAGACCAUAGAGUAAAUUCUCCUGCCAGGCCUAGGCCAGGUGGGUCCACAGAGCUGAAGGAAGUUGGAAGAGUGAAUCUAUUUCCAAUUUCCUUUUAUAGCUCUAUAUGCCAUCGUUCUUUCUUUCUUUCUUUUUCUUUUUAAAUUAUAAAUUGUUUACUAAGGAAUUAAUAAAAAGACAAGACUUCUACCUAUUAACAUGAAAGUAAAAUAAAAAUAAAUAAAAUAAUGGAAACUGCCGUAUUUUUCGCUCCAUAAGAAGAACCUGACCAUAAGACGCACCUAGUUUUUAGAGGAGGAAAACAAGAAGAAAAAUAUUCUGAAUGAAACAGUGGAUGUAUGAUUUUUGUAGUUAAUGCUGUGGCCACAGACAUGUGAUUUGACGAUAAGUUUGGGUUAGCCCAAUGCAAAAAUCCUGAGGAUCCAUGUGGAUCCGUGCUUUGUAACCAGGUUUUUGCGCCAUUGCGGCCCCACACAAUAGUGGGUGUGUGGUUUUUUGGGUGCAGGCUGUAGCCCUAGACAUGCAAUGUGAUCUGAUGGUGAAUUUGGGGUGACCCAAUGCAAAAAUCCUGAGGAUUCAUGUGAAUCCGUGCUUUGUAACCACGUUUUUGCGCCAUUACGGCCCCUCCCAACAUUGGAUGCAAGGUUUUUUUGGUGCUGGCUGUAGCCCUAGACAGGCUAUGUAAUCUGAUGGUGAAUUUGAGGUGACCCAAUGCAAAAAUGCCGAGGAUCCAUGUGGAUCCGUGCUUUGUAAACACGAUUUUGCCCCAUUUCAGCCUCACACAACAUUGGGUGCGUGGUUUCUUUGGUGCAGGCUGUACCCGUGAACAUGCUAUGUAAUCUGAUGGUGAAUUUGAGGUGACCCAAUGCAAAAAUGCUGGGAAUCCAUGUGGAUCCGUGCUUUGUAACCACGAUUUUGCGCCAUUGCGGCCCCACACAACAGUGGGUGGGUGGUUUUUUUGAUGCAGGCUGUAGCCUUAGACAUGCUAUGUGAUCUGAUGAUGUAUUUGAGGUGACCCAAUGCAAAAAUCCUAAGUAUCCAUGUGGAUCCGUGCUUUGUAACCACGUUUUUGCGCCAUGGCAGCCCCACACAACAGUGGGUGCGUUGUUUUUUUGGUGCAGGUUAUACCCAUGAACAUGCUAUGAGAUCUGAUGGUGAAUUUGGGGUGACCCAGUGCAGAAAUCCUGAGGAUCCAUGUGGAUCCGUGCUUUGUAACCACGAUUCUGCACCAUUGCGGCCCCACACAACAAUAGGUGCGUGGUUUUUUGGUGCAGAUUGUACCCAUGAACAUGCUAUGUGAUCUGUUGGUGAAUUUUGGAUAACCCAAUGCAAAACUCCUUAGGAUCCAUGUGGAUCUGUGCUUUGUAACCACGUUUUUCCGCCAUGGUGGCCGCAAACAACAGUGGGUGCGUGGUUUUUUUGGUGCAGGCUGUACCCAUGAACAUGCUAUGUGAUCUGAUGGUGAAUUUGGGGUGACCCAAUGCAGACAUCCCAAGGAUCCAUGUGGAUCCGUGCUUUGUAACCACGUUUUUGCGCCAUUGCAGUCCCACACAACAGUGGGUGCAUGCUUUUUUUGGUGCAGACUGAAGGCCUAAACAUGCAAUGUGAUCUGAUGGUGAAUUUGGGGUGACCAAUGCAAAAAUCCCAAGGAUCCAUGUGGAUCCCUGCUUUGUAACCACGUUUUUGCGCCAUUGCGGCCCCACACCACAGUGGGUGCGUGGUUUUUUUGGUGCAGGCUGUACCCAUCAACAUGCUAUGUGAUCUGAUGGUGAAUUUGGGGUGACCCAAUGCAAACAUCCGGAGGAUCCAUGUGGAUCCGUGCUUUGUAACCAUGUUUUUGCGCCAUUGCGGCCCCACACAACAGUGGGUGCGUGGUUUUUUUGGUGAAGGCUGUAGCCCUAGACAUGCUAUGUAAUCUGAUGGUGAAUUUGGGCUGACCCAAUGCAAAAAUCCCGAGGAUCAAUGUGGAUCUGUGCUUUGUAACCACGUUUUUUCCGCCAUUGCGGCCCCACACAACAGUGGGUGCGUGGGUUUUUUGGUGCAGGCUGUACCCAUGAACAUGCAAUGUAAUCUGAUGGUGAAUUUGGGGUGACCCAAUGCAAACAUCCCGAGGAUCCAUGUGGAUCUGUGGUUUGUAACCACGUUUUUGCGCCAUUGUGGCCACACAACAGUGGGUAUGUGGUUUUUUGUGUGCAGGCUGUAGCCCGAGACAUGCAAUGUGAUCUGAUGGUGAAUUUGCGGUGACCCAAUGCAAAAAUCCCGAGGAUCCAUGUGGAUCCGUGCUUUGUAACCACGUUUUUUGCGCCAUUGCGGCCCCACACAACAGUGGGUGCGUGGUUUUUUUGGUGCAGCUUGUACCCAUGAACAUGCUAUGUGAUCUGAUGGUGAAUUUGGGGUGACCCAUUGCAAAAAUCCCGAGGAUCCAUGUGAAUCUGUGCUUUGUAACCACGUUUUUCCGCCAUGGCGGCCCCACACAACAGUGGGUGCGUGGUUUUUUGGGUGCAAGCUGUAGCCCUAGACAUGCAAUGUGAUCUGAUGGUGAAUUUGGGGUGACCCAAUGCAAAAAUCCCAAGGAUCCAUGUGGAUCCAUGCUUUGUAACCACGUUUUUUCCGCAAUUGCGGCCCCACACAACAGUGGAUGCGUGGUUUUUUUGGUGCAGGCUGUAGCCCUAGACAUGCUAUGUAAUCUGAUGGUGAAUUUGGGCUGACCCAAUGCAAAAAUCCCGAGGAUCCAUGUGGAUCUGUGCUUUGUAACCACGUUUUUUCCGCCAUGGCGGCCCCAAACAACAGUGGGUGCAUGGUUUUUUUGGUGCAGGCUGUAGCCCUGGACAUGCAAUGUGAUCUGAUGGUGAAUUUGGGCUGCCCCAAUGCAAAAAUCCUGAGGAUCAAUGUGGAUCUGUGCUUUGUAACCACGUUUUUUCCGUCAUUGCGGCCCCACACAACAGUGGGUGCGUGGGUUUUUUGGUGCAGGCUGUAGCCCUGGACAUGCAAUGUGAUCUGAUGGUGAAUUUGGGCUGCCCCAAUGCAAAAAUCCUGAGGAUCAAUGUGGAUCUGUGCUUUGUAACCACGUUUUUUCCGCCAUUGUGGCCCCACACAACAGUGGGUGCGUGGUUUUUUUGGUGCAGCUUGUACCCAUGAACAUGCUAUGUGAUCUGAUGGUGAAUUUGGGGUGACCCAAUGCAAAAAUCCCGAGGAUCCAUGUGAAUCUGUGCUUUGUAACCACGUUUUUCCGCCAUGGCGGCCCCACACAACAGUGGGUGCGUGGUUUUUUGGGUGCAGGCUGCAGCCCUGGACAUGCAAUGUGAUCUGAUGGUGAAUUUGGGGUGACCCAAUGCAAAAUGCUGGGGAUCCAUGUGGAUCCGUGGUUUGUAACCACGUUUUUGCGCCAUUGUGGCCUCACACAACAGUGGGUACGUGGUUUUUUGUGUGCAGGCUGUAGCCCUAGACAUGCUAUGUAAUCUGAUGGUGAAUUUGGGGUGACCCAAUGCAAAAAUCCCGAGGAUCCAUGUGGAUCCGUGCUUUGUAACCACAUUUUUCCGCCACGGCGGCCCCACACCACAAUGGGUGCGUGGUUUUUUUGGUGCAGGCUGUACCAAUGAACAUGCAAUGUAAUCUGAUGGUGAAUUUGAGGUGACCCAAUGCAAACAUCCCGAGGAUCCAUGUGGAUCCGUGCUUUGUGACCACGUUUUUGCGCCACUGAGGCCACACACAACAGUGGGUGCGUAGUUUUUUUCGUGCAGGCUGUAACCAUCAACAUGCUAUGUGAUCUGAUGGUGAAUUAGGGGUGACCUAAUGCAAAACUCCUUAGGAUCGAUGUGGAUCCGUGCUUUGUAACCACGUUUUUGCACCAUUGCGGCUCCACACAACAGUGGGUGCGUGGUUUCUUUGGUGCAGGCUGUACCCAUGAACAUGCUAUGUAAUCUGAUGGUGUACUGUAUUUGAGGUCACCCAAUGCAAAAAUCCUAAGGAUCCAUGUGGAUCCAUGCAUUGUAACCACGUUUUUGCGCCAUUGCGGCCCCACACAACAGUGGGUGCGUGGGUUUUUUGGUGCAGGCUGUAGCCAUGGACAUGCUAUGAGAUUUGAUGAUGAAUUUGGGGUGACCCAAUGCAAAAAUGCUGGGGAUCCCUGUGGAUCCGUGCUUUGUAACCAUGUUUUUGCGCCAUGGCGGCCCCACACCACAGUGGGUGGGUGGUUUCUUUGGUGCAGGCUGUACCUGUGAACAUGCUAUGUAAUCUGAUGGUGAAUUUGGGGUGACCCAAUGCAAAAAUCCCGAGGAUCCAUGUGGAUCCGUGCUUUGUAACCACGUUUUUACGCCAUUGCGGCCCCACACAACAGUGGGUGCGUGGGUUUUUUGGUGCAGGCUGUAGCCAUGGACAUGCUAUGUGAUCUGAUGGUGCAUUUUGGAUGACCUAAUGCAAAACUCCUUAGGAUCGAUGUGGAUCCGUGCUUUGUAACCACGUUUUUGCACCAUUGCGGCCCCACACAACAGUGGAUGCGUGGUUUCUUUGGUGCAGGCUGUACCCGUGAACAUGCUAUGUAAUCUGAUGGUGAAUUUGAGGUGACCCAAUGCAAAAAUGCUGGGCAUCCAUGCGCAUCCGUGCUUUAUAACUACGUUUUUGCGCCAUUGCGGCCCCACACAACAGUGGGUACGAGGUUUUUUUUGUGCAGGCUGUAUCCCUAGACAUGCUAUGUAAUCUGAUGGUGAAUUUGUGGUGACCCAAUGCAAAAAUCCCGAGGAUCCAUGUGGAUCCGUGCUUUGUAACCACGUUUUUGCACCAUUGCGGCCCCACACAACAGUGGAUGCGUGGUUUCUUUGGUGCAGGCUGUACCCGUGAACAUGCUAUGUAAUCUGAUGGUGAAUUUGAGGUGACCCAAUGCAAAAAUGCUGGGCAUCCAUGCGCAUCCGUGCUUUAUAACUACGUUUUUGCGCCAUUGCGGCCCCACACAACAGUGGGUACGAGGUUUUUUUUGUGCAGGCUGUAUCCCUAGACAUGCUAUGUAAUCUGAUGGUGAAUUUGCGGUGACCCAAUGCAAAAAUCCCGAGGAUCCAUGUGGAUCCGUGCUUUCUAACCACGUUUUUGCGCCAUUGCGGCCCCACACAACAGUGGGUGCGUAGUUUUUUUGGUGCAGGUUGUACCCAUGAACAUGCUAUGUGAUCUGAUGGUGAAUUUUGGCUGACCCAAUGCAAAACUCCUUAGGAUCCAUGUGGAUCUGUGCUUUCUAACAACGUUUUUCCGCUAUGGCGGCCCCAAACAAUAGUGGGUGCAUCUUUUUUUGAUGCAGGCUGUAGCGCUAGACAUGCUAUGUGAUCUGAUGGUGAAUAUUGGGUGACCCAAUGCAAACAUCUCGACGAUCCAUGUGGAUCCGUGCUUUGUAACCACGUUUUUGCACCAUUGCGGCCCCACACAACAGUGGGUGCGUAGUUUUUUUAAUGCAGGCUGUAGCCCUAGGCAUGCAAUGUGAUCUGAUGGUGAAUUUGGGGUGACCCAAUGCAAAAAUCCCGAGGAUCCAUGUGGAUCCGUGCUUUGUAACCACGUUUUUGCGCCAUGGCGGCCCCACACAACAGUGGGUGCGUAGUUUUUUUCAUGCAGGCUGUAGCCCUAGACAUGCAAUGUGAUCUGAUGGUGAAUUUGGGGUGACCCAAUGCAAAGAUCCCGAGGAUCCAUGUGGAUCCGUGCUUUGUAAACACGUUUUUGCGCCAUUGAGGCUACACACAACAGUGGGUGCGUGGUUUUUUUGGUGCAGGUUGUACCCAUGAACAUGCUAUGUGAUCUGAUGGUGAAUUUGGGGUGACCCAAUGCAAAAAUCUUGAGAAUUCAUGUGGAUCAGUGCUUUGUAACCACGCUUUUAUGCCAUUGCGGCCCCACACAACUGUCAGUGUGUGGUUUUUUUGGUGCAGGCUGUAGCCAUGGACAUGCUAUGUGAUCUGAUGGUGAAUUUGGGGUGACCCAAUGCAAAAAUCCUGAGGAUCCUUUGGCUAUAAUGUCCCCCCUCUCAGGCAGUCUCCUUUCUCGCAUCCCUUAUCUCUCUCCUGAUCCCCCCCAUCAGCUUCUUCCUUUCAACACUCCUUUUCCUUUUGUUUACCUUAGUGUCUUUUCCUUAGCUGGAGCAGUUUUUUGCUCCUCUUUUUCUUCUAUUUUCUCUCUUCAUUGAUUUAGUCUUCCUGUCUCCUUUCCUUGCAAGUUUGCCAUCUUUACCUCCCCCCUCCCAGGCAGCUUCCUUUAUCGCUAGAGUCCCUUAUCUUCCUCCCCUAUUGCUUGCCGAUCAGCUGCUCAGCAGCUUUGUUUCAACACCCCCUUUCCUCUGCUUUUUGCCGCUGGGCAAUUCGGCUACAGGGACCACACAUUCACUCCAUAAGACGCACAGACAUUUCCCCUUACUUUUAAGGAAGAAAAAAGUGCGUCUUGUGGAACGAAAAAUUCGGUAAUAACAUUGAAAUAAAUAAAAGACAGCAUAUGGUUGAACAUUAUCAUUAAACUUAUUAUUCCAAAACAUUUUUUUAAACCACCCAUUUCCCCAAAUAACUUACUGAGCUAAUUUACACAUAAAGUAGCUGAAUUUGAUCAAAGUUGCAAGGAAUCAGAUGUUUCCAAUCCAUUCAAAUUCUGUAGGAAUUAGUUACUACUUCUAGAUCAUUUUCCAGGAUAAUCUCCAAUAUAAUUUCCAAAUAGCCAGGUAAAAAUACUUCAGGUUCUAAAGAUAUAUGGCAUCCUAAUGUAUUUGAUAUUUGGAAAUCACAUGGAUUUAUUAUUAUUAUUAUUAUUAUUAUUAUUAUUAUUAUUAUUAUAAAUGUUGGCCAGGCUUGCACAAGUCACAUAACUCUGAUGUCGGUAGGCCUUUGUAAACAAUAAAAUCAACAAAAAGAGUUGCUCUAAUUGUUAGGUUCCCGAGACAUUUUCAGUAAGGAGGAAAAGGUAUAAUAUUUAUCGAGAAAAGAAAAUUCCUUGGAUGCCAAGAUUCAGGUUUGGGGAAGUACUCUUUGGUGAGAGCACCCCAGCAGAGAUUUAAAGUCAUAAAAUAUGCAGCAAAGUAAUGCCAAAUUUUAGCCUGCAUACCUUAAAAUAUACCCUUGUGAGUUCCAAGACUUCCUUCUUCCCCCCCGUAUAGGAGAAGACCUAACAUUAGGUAAGUUAAAAUUUGUACUUACCUUAUUUUCCGAUGUAUAAGACUUUUCCAGAUAAAAUAUAGAGUUUGGGAUAUACUCUCCAUAUAAGACUACCCCUCUUCCAACGCACACUAAAUAAAAAUUAAAAAAAACUUCAGACUUUACUUCAAUAUGGUAAUUUUCAUUCAAAUGCUUAUGACAUGCAGGUACUUUGCAUGUCACUUAUAAACAUAAGGCUGUUUGUCAUCAAACAUGUAAACAUAAAACAGUGCAAGUGGAUUAAACUUUUCCUAACUCACUCUAAAGCUGAAAGGAAGGAUAAACACACUUACUGGGGUGUAAGCUUUAUUAAAUAUUGUGGCACUUAUUUCUAAAUAAGCAUUCAUAAGGGCUGGUACUGCAAGGCUACACUCUUAUGCAGGGUUACAGGGAGAAAAUCCCAGAGUGGUGGGGCUUACUUGUGAGUAAACAUGCAUAGGAGCAGCUAAAAGGGAGCAUUAAGAAGAGACAAAUUGAGAAGGCAUGAAAGAGUAAUUGAAAAAGCCAUUAAGAGCAAAAAUGGAAGGUAAGUCAGAAAAAGAAAAAGAGUGGUUAAGUGGAAACAUGAAGGGGGAGGAAUGAAGGGUAGUGUGUGAGAGGAAUAAGGCAGUCAAAAAAUGCUAAAUGCAAGGAAGGAUUGGGAACAUGGAAAAGGUGAGUGGACAAAAGGAGUAAUAAUGGGCAGUUAACAGAAGCCUAAAGAGGCAAUGGGGUGAAAGGCAUAACCUAAGGAAGGGGAUGAUGCUGAUGAUUAGAAAAGCACAAUACUCAAGAUAUGAUGCAGAUUGCUUACUUAUCACUCAACAUGCCUUUUGCAAGCUACUUCACAAUUUUAACAGCUAUGCAUUACAACCGCAUGCUGCACACACUCUCUAGAACCUGUAGUCUUCAACAUGUUUUAAAUCAUAUACAUCACAGAAACACACUGCACAGAGCUUCAAGGAUCAGAGCUUCAGCAUACAUCUUCAUGGUUGAAAAACCAUGUGUGUCCCCACUUCAAAGAUGAUGGCAUCAGCGGACCAACAGACACAACACAGGUCAGCAGCACAUUACCUGUUAAAGUCACAUCUGAAGUUGUUCCAAGUUAUAUACUUUACAGCACAAUAUGCUUUACAGCACAAUAUGCUUUACACACAUCCCUCCAAGUUUAAUGGGGCUUACUUACUCCCCAGAUAAGUGGAUUUAAGACUGCAGUUCCCACCCUUUUAACACAUGCUUAUGAGGCAAAGUGAGGAACUCUAAUCCAUGUAAACACUUGUAAAGACAGAGCAACUGAAUAGUAGGAACCUCUGCGGCAGCCACAAACCAGCGCUGAUGGCUGCCAGCCCGGCAGCUUCUGCAGCAGCAACAUGGGCGCUCCACAAGGUCCGGCACCAGCGGCGGUGAAGCCAUCCUGGAUUGCAGACACUGGACCCGGCGUGAGGAGGCUGAGAGGGCGGCGGCAGCAGCAACCCCAGCAGGGUUUCAGACAGGCGAUCUGAGCAACCUGCCAGGCGGCAUCAAAGGGCGGGUGGUUGGGAUCAGCUGUCUCAGAGGAGAGGAGAGAGCUAUACGCUUAAUAAAAAUGUGCGCUCUGCUGCAUUGAGUGGCUCCAUCUAGAGACUUAAAAAAUAAAAUAAAAAAUCCCUGCUUGACGAGAUGCUCAGCAGAGAGACAUGCAGGGAGAGAUAAGCAGCCUCCUCUUCCUGUCUGCUCUCCUGCCACCUCUUCACACACACGCUGUAGCAGCCGAGGGUGAAACAAAGGAGCCAGGGGCUUGCGCCAUGAAGGCAGCUAGAAGGAGCAAGGCAAAACGGCAAGGGAAGGCAAGGGAAGAAUGCGCUGUGGCCGUUUAAAUAGUUGAAGCCACCCGCCGCUUCACUCAGGCGACCCCCCACAACCAUACCCAGCAUAUAAGAUGACCCCUGACUUUUGAGAAGAUUUUGCUGGGUUAAAAAGUCGUCUUAUAUGCUGGAACAUACGGUGCAAACUUUUCAGAGAUCAUUUCAGAGGUUCAUUUUUCCAUGCAUCAGUCAGAAAAGUUGCACAGGUGGUAAAACUUGGCUUAGUUGCAAAGUGGUGAAUGUUGCUAAAUUAUUGGUAUAGGUGCUCAAUAGAGGCUUGUUAGAGUGUAGCUUCUUCACACCUUGUGCUUCUCAGGUAGACUGGAGGGGAACAAAGUCUUGAUUAUGUAGUUCAGGGAGGUCCAACCUUCAUACAAGAGGGCUGCAAUAGUACUUUGACAAGGAAUCUGCAGACUGCACACUGCCUUGUCAAAUGGUGCUUUUCCCAAAGUGGUUGAGCUUUAGGAGGGCACUGGACUUUGGGAAGGAGUUGAGCUGGGAAAGCACUAACUAGGCUUUGGGAAGGAGGAGGGAGGAUUCUAGGAUAAGGUUACCAGAUGUCCCUGUUUCCCAGCUUCUUGCUGCAAAAAAGAAAAGAAAAGAAAAAGAAAACCUGAGCCUGUCAGGACAGCUUUUUCUAUGGUCUGAACCCCUUCAUGCAUUAAUUAGACUCAAGAAUGUUGGUUAUAUGAGACUAGUUAUCCCACAUUUACCAGGGUUUUAUACACACACACACACACACACACACACACACACAAUUAUACACCAUUAACAAUGCAGCAUUAUAAAAUUACGGGCUCUGAGAAGACACCACCAAGGGGAAUAAGAGUGGUUUUGGCACAUGUUUGUAAAUGCAUGCAUAUGGAAAGACAUGCCAGUGUGUUGCUUUCCUUGCCCCCAAUUGUGGCACAAAGUUGGUACAGGUGGCGACCAUUUUGCAUGCGUCCUAUUGACGUGCAACUGCCAAUACAUGUGUGGCUUUCAGUCCCAGAAUUGGGGUGGAACAGGCCUACGUGUGACUGUUGGCACAUGCAAUGACCCGGAACGCAACCCCCGCACAACUGAGCUUCAUGUACUGUACUAUAAUCAUUGCUAAUUUUCUAGAAAAAGAGGUGCUGGAAUUCAUUACGAAUGCCUCCCUUGUUCUCUUAUAAUGGCAAUGGCGUCCACCCAAGAAGAGCUGGAACUGAGCUCCAGUGAGUUCCGGCUGAAAAAAAUCCCCUCGCUAUAAUAAUUGCAGCCUUGAGAAAAGGUGGGGGGACGCACCAAACACAGGAAGCAAACAAAAGGGACAAAAUAUCCAGGUGCAUAUUCAGAACCCAAGGCUGAAAAACAGCAAGCGAUAACAGCCGGUGGCGAUAGGAACAGAAAUACACAAUCCCAAAACGUCAAGGACAGGCCAAAGCAGGGGAGAAGGAAGCUGGGUACACUUGCUGCAGGCCUUGGAGGGCUAAGUUGGCCAGAAGGCCCUGCCAGGGGCCUGCCAGACUUACACUGUCAUCCAAAAAUGCCCCCAUCCUUCCCAGCCGAACUGGAGCUUAAUGGGUGAAACGGCCAUGCCUGUCCAUAUGCACUUCAAGACUUCAAUAGUAAAAUCUGAACCUGUGUUAAUGCAAAUUAGUGUGUAGCAUCAGAUCAGAUGAGGCGGUUGCACUGCAGUGGUCCAUCUUAUGGACAAAACUCCCACCCUGGACCUCAGACAAACUCUGCACUGGCCUGGUCAAAGCACUAUAAGUGAUCCAAGAUGUUAUGGUGGAAUGAAACUUACCAUUGCUGUUUCCCUUUGCAACCCCUUGUUUAAAGUAAUGUGUAGUUCCAGUCUAAGAAUGCAUUUGUUUGCUCAUUUCAGAUUUCUCUUGCAUUAGAUUUUGUCAAGCUGUAGAAGGUACAGAAAAGGGGGCUGGAGCAUCUUUCUGCAAGUGAAAGUUAUAAUAUAUUGGGGGGGUGGUUAGUUUAUUUUCAAAAUAUAUGCAAAAGAAGCAUAAUUGAGGAUUAUAAAAGUUAUGAUGGCAUAUAGCAACUUUUUGGGGCUUGUGGGCACAUUUGGAAUUCUGGGUGAGUGCCACUGGCCCAAUCACAAAAUCCAUGGAAGAAAGGGCACAUGCAGGAGCCACUGCUGCGCUUGCUAACAAGGAGGAUGUCUUUUGCACUCUUGUUUGUUCAUUAGAGGAUGCUGGGAUCAUGGGUCACCCAGUUAAGCUUGUUGGCGGAAGGUUCAAGGCAGACUGGAAGAUGUAUUUACAGUGGUGCCUCGCAAGACGAAAUUAAUUCGUUCCGCAAGUCUCUUCGUCUUGCGAGUUUUUCGUCUUGCGAUGCACGGUUUCCCAUAGGAAUGCAUUGAAAAUCAAUUAAUGCGUUCCUAGGGAAACCGCCUUCAGACCAGGUCCGGGGACAGUCUGUCCCCGGACCUCUUCUGAAGGCUGGGGGGGGCAAGGGCUUUUCUUCCCACCCCCAGCAUUUUAAAAAAACCCCGGGACAGCGGAGGACUUCUCCGCUGUCCGGGCGAUCUUAAAAUGCUGGCGGGCGGCAUUUUAAAAUCACCCCGGGACAGCGGAGGACUUCUCCGCUGUCCGGGGCAAUUUAAAGCCCCUGGGAAGGCAGGCAGGGGGACAAAGACUUUGCCCCCGCCAGCCUUCAGAAGAGGUCCUGGACCUCUUCUGAAGGCGGGCGGGGGCGAAAGUCUUUGCUCCCCGCCUUCAAAAGCCCUCCGGGACAGGCAGGCAGGGGGAGCAAAGACUUUCGCCCCCGCCCGCCUUCAGAAGGUCUUCCCUCCCCCCGCCCGGCUCGGAGCACCGUUCCGGGCCGGGCGGCGGCGGAGGUCUUCCUCCCCCCGCCCGGCUCGGAGCACCGUUCCGGCCGGGCGGCGGCGGCAGGUGUUCCCUCCCCCGCCCGGCUCGGAGCACCGUUCCGAGCCGGGCGGCGGCGGGAGGUCUUCCCUCCCCGCCCGGCCUCGGAGCACCGCUCCGAGCCGGGCGGCGGCGGAGGUGUUCCCUCCCCCGCCCGGCCCGGAGCACCGCUCCGAGCCGGGCGGCGGGGAGGUCUUCCUCCCCCCGCCCGGCCGGAGCACCGUUCCGAGCCGGGCGGCGGGGGAGGUCUUCCUCCCCCGCCCGGCUCGGAGCACCGCUCCGGCCGGGCGGCAGGUGUUCCCUCCCCCGCCCGGCCGGAGGAGCCUUCGAGCCCGGCGGCGGCGGAGGAGGUGUCCCCGCCCCGCCGCCAGGCUUCGGAGGAGGUCCGAGGACAGUGGGGAAGACGCGCUGCGCUUCCCCGCUGUCCCUGAGAUUUCCUAUGGGCUGUCGUCUUGCGAAGCAAGCCCAUAGGGAAAUUCGUUUAUGAGCGCCUCCAAAACGGAAAACCCUUUCGUCUAGCGGGUUUUCCGUCUUGCGAGGCGUUCGUCUUGCGGGGUACCACUGUAUUUGCAUAGCACAUAAUUAAUAUUUUUAGAAUUUGUAGUCACAAGAUACGAUGGUGGUCACCAGCAUAGCCGUAGAAAGAGGAUUAGUCAAAUGUAUGUAGGUGAAUAAAUCUAUUAAUGGUUAUUUGAAAUAAUUACUAUAUGUUGCCACACACUUUGCCAACCUGGUGCCCUCCACAUGUUUUGGACUACCAGCAGCUGGCUGGGGCUGAUGGGAGUUGCAGUCAAACUUUUGGAAGGCACCAGGUUGGAGAAGGCUGUGCUACCAUCUCUGAACUAUUUGCUGAUAUACAACGGAAAAUGAUUUCGUAGAAAUACGGUAUUCCUUUGUAACAUAUGUAUUAGAGACUGAUUCUGACACACAGCCUCUGGCAACACAUGUCCAGUUAGGGCAGGCUAACCUUUGUGUUGUGUUUAUUGUAUGGGGCUUCUUGUGCUGUUAAACUGGAAAAUGGAAUAAAAGCAUUUCCAGGAAAUUAAAAGAACGGUAUGCUGUGUUGUAGAAAAAACUCCUUCACUUGUUUUGUUGCUAUUACUUCUGCCUUCUGGUUCGUAAACAAAUUUGCUUUCCUUUGACUACCUGAAAGGGUCCUCAAUCUAUUUUGCCUGGAACAGGUCACCUCUUUUGUUUCAUGGUAUUUCAGGCAGACAUGCUGAAGACAUAUUCGGGGAGCUUUUUAAUGAAGCCAAUAGUUUCUACAUGCGGAUGAAUUCUCUGCAAGAGCGAGUUGAUCUUCUGGUGAUCAAGGUCACCCAACUGGACUCCACUGUGGAAGAAGGUAAGCAGCAUUAGUAGCAACCACUUGGGUCACAUUAACCUUUAGUUUUGUUUAUCUGGUCAAGGAGAACAGAACUUCAUUUAGAUGUUUUGCUUCCUUAAGCGCUAAUUAAGUAUUGCCAUUUUCAAGCUUCCCUUUGUGACUCAGUACAACAAAACCCUGCUGUGGAACAGGCAAAACACUCCCGGGAAAAGGAAAUUCUAGUAAACAAUCUGUUUUCUUAGAAUAUUAGGGCUUUUUGAACCAUACAUUACGAAAAGGAUGAUUUAUGGCAGGGUUGGAGAGUCCUUCAGUCAUUUGGGAGAGUAAUUUGUUAGGGGCUGCAUGCCAAGGUGGAUAGGGUUAGAGCCAAACGUGGGUGGUGUGUCAAACUCCCUCAGUAAAAAUGGGAGCAAGGUAACAUGAUUGGCUCUGGGUGAUUUAAACUUAGAGACUCUGUCAAAAACAACUAUUAAUUCAGAGAUUCUGUGUGCAUGGUAGCAUUUACUAUAAUUCAGCAACAAGGACUCAUUGUAGGGAUCCUGUGCCCCCUUAUUUCUUGCACUGGGAAUAAAUUAAAGAUGAGGCACAGUGGAAGCAAAAUUGGAAUUUUAGUAACAAGCACUCUGUGGGGUAAAGCUUAGUGGUUUCACUAGUAAAGCCACAGUACUUUGUUUCAGUCAAAACUUCUUUUAAAGAUGUAAUUAUAACUUUCUUUUAACUUUCUAACACUGUUUUUAAUAAACCUAAUUUCUCCUAGAAUGGAUAUCUGUUUUACCCUGCCUGUAGAAUGCCUCUAGCCUUUUUCUAGGAUCUCUUCAUUUCCCUAAGGAAAUUAAACUGGUUUGUCCUGCCUAAUAAACCCCUAACCCAGAGCUUUCCAAACUUUUCAUGUUGGUGGCAUACAUUUUAGCCAUGCACAAUUUCAUGACACAGUAAUUCACCUUUACUAGCAAACCAGAGAUUAAACUAACCCCUUUGUCACAGAUUUCAAUUUAGGCAAAAAGCAACAUUUAGGCUUUCAAUCUCAGGUUAUCCAUCCUUGAUUUAUGGAUUCUAGCACUAGAAGGCUGAACGCCAAAGAAUUGAUGCUUUUGAAUUAUGGUGCUGGAAGAGACUCUUGAGAGUCCCAUGGACUGCAAGAAGAUCAAACCUAUCCAUUCUUAAGGAAAUCAGCCCUGAGUGCCCACUGGAAGGACAGAUCGUGAAGCUGAGGCUCCAAUACUUUGGCCCCCUCAUGAGAAGAAAAGACUCCCUAGAAAAGACCCUGAUGUUGGGAAAGAUUGAGGGCACAAGGAGAAUGGGACGACCGAGGACGAGAUGGUUGGACAGUGUUUUCGAAGCUACCAACAUGAGUAGAUAGAUAGAUAGAUAAUACUUUAUUCGGCUAUAAGCCCACAGGGUAAAACAAAUCAAUAGAUAAAAAUCAAUAGAUAAAAUCAAUAGCAUUUUACAAUCUAAAAUAUCAACUAAAAUAUUUCAACGCAUAAUCUCUAAAUGUACCGUGUUAUGGCCUUGAAGAUAAAGAUGGUGCAUAGAGUUUUCUGAAUUUUUAAUAGUCAUGCAGCAUUCCCUGAAGUCUUUUAUAUGACAGAACUGAGAUCAGGAAUCUAGCAACCUGUAAAGUUCUAUAAGAGUCAAUGUCCUGGAGUAGAUAGGCUAGAUGUAAUUCAGGUGGUUUAGCAGCAAUUUCCAGAAUGAUUGAACUCAGGAUCCUUGAUCGGGGAACAUUAUAUAAGGGGCAAUUAAACAAGAUAUGAUAAAGGGAUUCUAUCGAUUUGUUGUCACAUGCGCACAAAACAGAGAUUUUACCGUUAGAAAAUCUAUUGCUCAGCACAUUUGAGGGGAACACAUUAAAUCUGGCUCUAACAAAUGCGAAUCUAUGCGACGCAGCCGAUAAAGUAGACAGAUAUCGAGGUAUCUGGGACAUAUAUGUAAUGCCCUGAUAUAUCGGGGAACAUGUACCUCCACCUGUGGUAAGAUUUUGUUGUAAAUCUACCUCCUCCAGUCUUUGUUUGAUGACCUUUUAGCUGUAAUUAGAUCUAAAUUAAGUAUAUCGGAGGGAGAGAUUCCAUAAGACAACAGUUUGGAAUGGAUUUUUGUUGCCCAUGGGCUGGUGAAUUCGUCUCUCCAAAGGCACUGAAUAAGAUGGUAGUUUGGCAAUUUAUGCCAAAGGGACAGCCAAUAAUUAAAGGCAUGUCUCCACAUCAGAAUCUCAAGGGAGGGGGUCUUAAGUUCUAAGCGAAUGGCAGAGUUGCUUACACAGGAGGGUAGUUUCAAAAGGCGUCUUAGAAAAGAUUUUGCAAUGUCACCAGAGGCAAGAGGUUUCCAAAGACGCCCCAUAAAGGGACCGCAUAGGCCAUAGUUGCAACCACUUUUGCACUAUAAACUUUUAAGGCAGAUGGAACAUGCAUAGCCCCUCAGUAAAGAAGAAGCGUAGUAUAGCGUAGAUAAGGGCUUUCACCUUGUUUUGUAGAUAUGUGAUAUGCGCUUUCCAUCCCAUAUUAUACUGGAAGUAAAUUCCUAGAUAUUGAAAUUUGUAAACUUGUUCAAUUGGCUUCCCUCAAGUUCCCAUCUAUACAGUUUACGACUCCUGGAAAAAAUUAGGACUUUAGAUUUGGAAUGGUUAAUAGUAAGUAAAUUUGUUUGGCAAUAUGAUGCAAAAAUCUUAAGGGCCCUCCUCAAACCGAUUCGAGAAUAAGAGAGGAUCACCGCAUCGUCAGCGUACAAUAAUAAGGGGCAGCGAUAGUCUGCAAGCCUGGGUGCAUGAAUGGAGGUUUGGGCCUCAGCUAGAGGCGUCCUCAUGUCACUAAUAUAAAGGUUAAAAGAUAGGGGGCAAGGAUGCACCCUUGUCGUACCCCUUGUUUAUUGGAACUGAGUUUGUGAGAUCGCCCUCAGGUGUUAACCUCACCCUAGCAGCCGUCCCUUCAUGUCAUUUCAUCAAUAGCCACACCAGCCUUUUUCUAUGCCCCACUUUGCCAGUUUUUCCCAUAACAGCUCUCUAGAGAUACUGUCAAAAGCCGCCUUCAGGUCUAUAAAAGCGGCACAUAGAAGACCAUGAGUAGGGGAAGAAUAUUUCCGCGCCAAAUGAUAUAGAAUUAUAGCAUGGUCAAUAGAAGCGCGAUUUGGUCUAAACCCGACCUGUUCAUGGCCUAUCAGAUUGGAAUCUUCGGCCCAUAGGGUUAGUCUGGUUAGCAAGAAGCGAGUGUAGAUUUUUCCGAUGAUUGAUAAUAAACUGAUAUUACGAUAGUUUCCUGGGUCCUCUGGUGGGCCUUUUUUAUAUAUAGGAAUUAUGAUGGACUCCUUCCAUGAUGUAGGUAUCUGGCCCGUGGCAUUGAUUGUAUCAAAGAUUUUUGCAAGAAUUUUAGCCCACCAUAUUGGAUGUUGUUUAAUAGCUUCCGCCGGGAUCAGAUCGGGCCCUGGGGCUUUAUCAGUUUUCAGUUUACCCAAAUGGCCCCAGCCAAUCAGCCAAAUGGUAAAAUUCCUACCAGGCCCCUGAUCCAAAGCAGACGACCCCAUUACAGGCAUAGCAAGGUCAGCGCAAACAAACCCUAAUUAAAGGGAGGAUGGUCACAUCACCUCCUGGCAAAUAGAAGGGGAAGAAAUGCAGGCAGUGAGAGAUUUUACUUUCUUGGGCUCCAUGAUCACUGCAGAUGGUGACAGCAGUCACAAAAUUAAAAGACGCCUGCUUCCUGGGAGAAGAGCGAUGACAAACCUAGACAGCAUCCUAAAAAGCAUAGACAUCACCUUGCCAACAAAGGUCCGUAUAGUUAAAGCUAUGGUUUUCCCAGUAGUGAUGUAUGGAAGUGAGAGCUGGACUGUAAAGAAGGCUGAUUGCCGAAGAAUUGAUGCUUUUGAAUUAUGGUGCUGGAGGAGACUCUUGAUAGUCCCAUGGACUGCAAGAAGAUCAAACCUAUCCAUUCUGAAGGAAAUCAGCCCUGAGUGGUCACUAGAAGGCCAGAUCGUGAAGCUGAGGCUCCAAUACUUUGGUCACCUCAUGAGAAGAAAAGACUCCCUGGAAAAGACCCCGAUGUUGGGAAAGAUGGAGGGCACAAGGAGAAGGGGACGACAGAGGACGAGAUGGAUGGACAGUGUUCUCGAAGCUACAAAGAUGAGUCUGACCAAACUGCGGGAGGCAGUGGAAGACAGAAGUGCCUGGCGUGCUCUGUUCCAUGGGGUCACGAAGAGUCGGACACGACUAAACGACUAAACAACAACAAAGCACUCCCCCUUCCCCCCCUCUUAUUUUGCAGUGGGGACCUUUUAUCUAAAGCACAAUGUAUGGUCCUGUUGAAUGCAGGCAGUUUGGGUUAACAAAGUCACAAACCUGAACCUUGGGAAAUGUCAGUCUUUCAGUAUCUCAUGAUGAAAAGAACAAGCCUCUGGUUUCACCACUGAAUUUUCAGUCUCUGAAAAGAAUUGCAUAUUUGUUGAGAAGCUAUAUUCCCAGCUGACCAAUCAUUUUUCCUCAGAAAUGCCUCCCAAGAAUUUCAGGGGGACUUAUUCCCAAGUAAAUGCACAAAGGUGUGCAGCCUGGAAGGAUCUCCAUUACUUCCUUGCUUGCUUUCUUCUUCCAGUAAGCAUUCUGAAAAGGCAAUGAUAAUGAGGUGUUUUUCACAUUAGUUACUAUCAUCAUCAUCUUCAUCAUAGGCCAGGUUUCCAAAGCAGCUUAAAGUUAUCAAUGAGAUAGUCCCAUGUAGUGAUUAGCAUGCAUUUACCCAGCAUCUGUCAAUCAUCUGUCAAUGUUCAGGCACCAGGCAAAAUCAUUUCUUUUCUGCCAGACCUUUUGGAUGCUCAUCAAAUUUGCAGAUAGCACCAAACUGGGAGGGGUAGCUAAUGCCACAGAAGAAAGAAUCAGGAUUCAAUGUCAUCUUAACAGAUUGCAGAACUGGGCCAAAACGUUUAAAAAAGGAAUUUCAAGAGGAACAAAUGUAAGGUUCUGCACUUAGACAGAUAGAAGCAGCUGCACAAAUAUAAUAUGGGGGGACACCUGGCUUGCCAGUAGUACAUGUGAAAAGGAUCUCAGGGUCUUAGUAGGCCACAAGCUUAACAUGAGUUAACAGUGUGAUGCAGCAGCAAAAAAAGCUAAUGGUAUUCUAGGCUGCAUCAACAGAAGUCUAGUGUCCAGAUCAAGGGAAGUAAUAGUCCAGCUCUAUUCUGCCUUGGUCAGGCCACACCUGGAAUACUGUGUACAGCUCUGAGUGCCACACUUUAAAAAGAAUACCGUACUGACAAGCUGGAACUGUGCAAAGGAGGGCAACCAAAAUGAUAAUGGGUCUGGAAACCAAGUCUCAUGAGGAAUGGUUGAGGGUGUUGGGUAUGUUUAGCCUGGAAAAGAGGAGAUGUGAUAGCCAUCUUCAAAUAUCUAAAGGGCUGUCACAUGGAAGAUGGAGCAAGCUUGUUUUCUCUGCUCUGGAGGCUAGGACCUGAACCUAUGGAUUCAAGUUACAAGAAAUGAGAUUCCAACUAAACAUCAAGAACUUUCUGAUAGUAAGAGUUGCUCGACAGCGGAGCAGACGCCCUUGGGAGGCAGUGGACUUAAAAACCUUGGAGGUUUUUAAGCAGAGGUUGGAUGGCCAUCUAUCAUGGAUGAUUUAGUAGAGAUUCCACAUUGCAGGGGGUUGGACUAGAUGACCCUCAGGGCACCUUCACACUUUACAAUUCCAUGAUUCUAUGGGCCUUAGUUAUCUGUGUCCUGUGAGUGAGAUGUUUUAAUUCUGCCUUUUAAAACACAAUGGCCUUUUAGAUUUUUCUUUGUCUUUCCAUUUUAUGCUAGCUUUAGUGUAUGCACUUGUGGUGUAGUGGUUAAGAGCGGUGGACUUGUAAUCUGGUGAACCCGGUUUGAUUCCCCGCUCCUCCACAUGCAGCUGCUGGGUGACCUUAGGCUAGUCACACUUCUCUGAAGUCUCUUGGCUUCACCUCAGUGUUUGUUGUGGGGGAGGAAGGGAAAGGAGAUUGUUAGCCGCUUUGAGACUCCUUAAGUAAAGGUAAAGGGACCCCCGACCAUUACGUCCAGUUGUGACCGACUCUGGGGUUGCGGCACUCAUCUCGCUUUACUGGCCGAGGGAGCCGGCGUACAGCUUCUGGGUCAUGUGACCAGCAUGACUAAGCCGCUUCUGGUGAACCAGAGCAGCGCACGGAAACGCCGUUUACCUUACCUAUUUAUCUACUUGCACUUUGACGUGCUUUCAAACUGCUAGGUUGGCAGGAGCAGGGACCGAGCAACAGGAGCUCACCCCGUCGUGGGGAUUUUAACCGCUGAUCUUCUGAUCAGCAAGUCCUAGGCUCUGUGGUUUACCCCACAGAGCCACCCGCGUCCCAGACUCCUUAGGGUAGUGAUAAAGUGGGAUAUCAAAUCCAAACUCUUCUCUUCUUCUUCUUAUAUAUCUGGGGUGGCCAACUCCCAAGAGACUGCGAUUUACUCACAGAGUUAAAAACUAGCAGUGAUCUACCCCCUUUUUUUGGGCUUCUGGUCAAAGUUGUUGAGUUUUUAUUUAGGAAGGAGGAAGGCCCAUUUUUGGGAGGUUCGGGUCAAAGUUGUUGAGUUUUUUCAGGGAGGAGGUAAAAUGUUGAGCUUUUCUUAGGGGAGCCAUAGUUGUUCAGCUUCUUUGGGGGGAGCCAAUGAUCUACCAGUGAUCUACCGCAGACGUCCAGUGAUCUACCUGUUGGACAUGCCUGUUAUACAUCAUAAGUCACUUUGAAUUACCUUGGUAAAGAAGCAACCAAUAAAAUAUAACAAAUAACAAAAACAAACACAUAAACAUAGCUUUGUCUUUUCUCUAUGGACCCACUUAAAGAAAUAUUGGCCCAUUAUUUAUAUGACUUAUAACUGAACCAUAAAUAAAUUUGCAUCAUAAUAAAAAUGCCCCCCCACCAGCAUGUUUUCUUUUGUUUUGAGAUGCCAUGCACACCAUCACUGAAUAGGCAUUCCCUCCUACCUGUAAGAUAAGGGAAAAGUAUUUUAAAAGCUAACACCUAUCACAUGUAGGUAUUUUGGGAAAUUAAAGUGUCCCCAAUUCAUCAAACAAUAUGUGUGUGUUUUUAAAUGCUAAAAUUAUUAUAGUGGGGUGGGGGGGGUUUAAUAUAGGGAAAGAUGAUAUAACAGGUACCCUGAACCCAAACUGUGAAUAACUUUAAAUGUAAGCAACAACACUUUGAAUUGGACCCAGAAAUGGUAAGGUAAAAGGUAAAGGAUCCCUGGACAGUUAAGUCCAGUCAAAGACAACUAUGGGGUUGUGGCACUCAUCUCACCUUCAGGCCAAGGGAGCCGGCGUUUGUCCACAGAGUUUUCCAGGUCAUGUGGCCAGCAUGACUAAACCGCUACUGGUGCACGAAGGACCAUGACAAGUGCCAGAGCGCACGGAAACGCUGUUUACCUUCCUACCGCAAUGGUACCUAUUUAUCUACCGUAUUUUUCGCCCCAUAGGGCGCACCAGCCCAUAGGGUGCACCUAGUUUUUUGGGGGGGGGGGAUAAAGGGGAAAAAUAUUUUUCCCCCAGGCGCGGGGCUGGGGUGGGGGAAGCCCGAGCUUCCCCAGCCCCCAGAACAGGCUGCUAUCCGCAGGGAUGCAGGCAGCUCUCCGCAAGCCGCGGGAGGCUUGUGCAGAGCUGCGCGAAGCCCAAAACCUGGGGCGCGCUCCAGGCUUCGGGAUGCAGGCAGCUCUCCGCAAGCCCAGGGAGCCCAGUGGGACCUCCCGCAGGCUCCCAAGGCUUGCGGAUAGCUUCCUGAAGCCUGGAGAGUAAGAGGGGUCGGUGCGCACCGACCCCUCUCGCUCUCCAGGCUUCAGCGAAAGCCUGCAUUCACCCCAUAGGAUGCACACACAUUUCCCCUUCAUUUUUGGAGGGGGAAAAGUGUGUCCUAUUGGGCGAAAAACACGGUACUUGCACUGGCAUGCUUUCGAACUGCUAGGUUGACAGGAGCUGGGACAGAACAACGGGAGCUCGCCCCAUUGCGGGGAUUCAAACCACCAACCUUCUGAUCAGCAACCCAAGAGGCUCAGUGUUUUAGACCACAGCACCACCCGUGUCCCAGAAAUGGACUGAGAGCCAGUGCAGAUAUCUCAGCACUAACAAUAUAUUUUCCUUGUGCAGAGUCCCAGUUAGCAGUCUUGCAACAGAAGUUUGCACUAACUGCAGUUUCCAAACUGCAGUUUCAGAGGCAGCCCCAUAUUUAACACAUUGCCUACAUUGAUCAGACAUAGAAGUUAGCAGGGCAUGGACAGAAGCAAGGCUUUCCUGUGCAUGAGGGAGAAAUACAUUAUUGUUACAAAAGUUGGGUGCCAGCCCCACAAGGCACGGUCGAGACUGUCAUAACUUUAAGAAAUGUGAUUUAUACACAUACUUACACCUUCAGUCUGCAUGGAGAGAUUCCAGAUCUUGCAGCAUGGUCAUUUCAAGAGGGGAUUGUCCCCCACAUAGUGCAGCCCUGGAGUCCAAGGCAUUUCUCCCAGCCUGCCUUCAGCCAGCCUGCCCAAGAUAUAGCUCUCUUUUUUCUCCCUUCUUUUUCCCAGCACACUUUUCUAAAAAGACUAUUUUCCUGUCACCUCACACACAUACCCCAUCACCAUGGCAACCUCUGUCUGCCUAGGGCCAAGGAUUCCUCUUUGGUGGGCCAUCAACCCUUUUUGUCAUGCUAAUGCCUGUAUCCCAGGUGAGGCCCUGACUUGGAAGGAAACUUAGCCUGUACUUUUCCACUGGCUUCCAAUCUUCACUUCAAUACUCCAAAUAAUCAAAAUCCUACCAUUUAUUAAUUUCUACGGUUUGGGGAGGGUGUCCCCUACACCCAAGCAUUAUUGUCCUUGCUGGUCAUUGACCGUAUUAAAGAUAUUUGAAGCAUUAUUGUCGCUGAACUAAAUCAGACCACCUGACCACUUACAGAUCAGUUGGUGGCCCUUACCAUUUACUUUUGUUGUUCAUUUCUGCUGGCCUUGAUUUUUAUUUAUUUCUUUUACCUCUUUAUGUUCUCAACAGGUGGUGAGGAAGGAUUCUUGCUCUUGCAGGAUUAGCUUUAGCACUUAGUUUUCUCUGCUAAUCCGCUGGGGGAGUGAAAGAUGAGCUCUGAAGGACAGGAUAAGCCCACUUGUUUUUCCAUCAGCAGCUGGAAAACUUUCCUCAAAACAACCUUAACCUUUGGUGUAUUUCUCACUGCAUUUUGGGUUGUGCUACUUCAAGCUUCAGAGCCUAGGGCUUGCCGAUCAAAAGGUCAGCGGUUCGAAUCCCCACAAGGGGGUGAGCUCCUGUUGCUUGGUCCCUGCUCCUGCCAACAUAGCAGUUUGAGAGCAUGUCAAAGUGCAAGUAGAUAAAUAGGCACUGCUCUGGUGGGAAGGUAAACGGUUUUUCUGUGCACUGCUCUGGUUUUCCAGAAGCAGCUUAGUCAUGCUGGCCAUAUGACCAGGAAGCUGUAUGCCGGCUCCCUUGGCCUAUUGAGCGAGAUGAUCGCCGCAACCCCAGAGUCGUCCGCAACGGUCAGGGGUCCCUUUACCUUUACUUCAAGCUGCAGGUGGUGACUCCCAUCAGUGAAUGCUCCUAAGGUACACAACCCCCCAUAUCCCCCCAAAUACCAUGGUUAGUUGGUGAGAGCAGAGUUAUACCCUAGCCUUCUUCGCUGAUAUUAGAAUUCAGUGGCUCGCAAAAUAGGCAGUACCAUCCCGGAGCGGGGGGGGGGGGUAACCUGUGUGAGGGCCACUGGAACUGUACUUGAUUAUCAGAUUUUGAAAAGCUGAUAUCAAUAGAUCAAGUUCAUCAGGUUUGUUGAAUUAAUUGAAAUACUUUUAACUGGAUUUUGAAUAAAUGUGCAGUUGAUCAUUAUUAAUUCAAUUUAUAUACUGCCCUUUGUCAAAAGAUCCCAGGGCAGUGUACAACAUUAAAAACACAUUACAGAACAUAAAUGAUAAAAACAUAAUCAAAAACUUAAUUAAAAACAUACUGACAGGCAGCCCAAUAAUAAUAUAGUCAUCCUAAUAGCAGUCCUCUCCCUCACAUUUUCACAAGCCAUAGCUUAUUUAAUAGCCAUAGGCCUGGGUAAAGAGGAAUGUUUUUGCCUGGAGCCUAAAUACAUGUAUUGAUGGCAUCAGACAAGUCUCUCUGGGGAGAGCAUUCCACAAUCAGGGAGCCACUACAGAAAGGUCCCGUUCUCUUGUUGUUGCCCUCUGAACUUUAGCCUGGAGAAGAGGAGGUUAAGGGGUGAUAUGAUAGCCAUGUUCAAAUAUAUAAAAGGAUGUCACAUAGAGGAGGGAGAAAGGUUGUUUUCUGCUGCUCCAGAGAAGCGGACACGGAGCAAUGGAUCCAAACUACAAGAAAGAAGAUUCCACCUAAACAUUAGGAAGAACUUCCUGACAGUAAGAGCUGUUCGACAGUGGAAUUUGCUGCCAAGGAGUGUGGUGGAAUCUCCUUCUUUGGAGGUCUUUAAGCAGAGGCUUGACAACCAUAUGUCAGGAGUGCUCUGAUGGUGUUUCCUGCUUGUCAGGGAGUUGGACUCGAUGGCCCUUGUGGUCUCUUCCAACUCUAUGAUUCUAUGAUUCUAUGAACUUCUCUGGAAUGGGGGAUAUAUAGAAGGGCCUUAGAUGACAAGCACAGGGUCGGGUCACUUUGUAUGGGGAGAGGUGAGCCUUAUAGUAUUGAGCUCCUGAGCCAUGUUAUAGGUCAACACCAGCACUUUGAAUUGGGCCCGGAAACUAAUCGGCAGCCAGUGCAGUUGUACCAGGAUUGGUGAUAUAUGCUCAAACCAGCAUGUUCUGGUGAGCAAUCUGGCCAUUGCAUUUUGCACCAGCUGAAGUUUCUGAACUGUCUUCAGAGGCAGCCCCACGUAUAUCACAUUGCAGUAAUCCAACCUAGAGGUUUCCAGAGGAGGCCACAGAAAUCAGGCUAUCCCUGUCCAGAUAGGGGCACAGCUGAGCCAACAGCCAAAGCUAACAGAAGGCAUUCCACACCACCGAGGCCACCUGGGCCUUAAGCAACAGAAUGGAUCCAGGAGCACCCCCAAGCCACGUACCUGCUGCAUAAGAGGGACUGUAACCCUCUCAAGAGCAGGUAAUCUUCCACCUAACUGUUCUGGGGAACCACUCACUAACAGUGCCUCAGUCUUACCUGGAUUGCGCUUCAGUUUGUUGGCUCUCAUCCAGUCCAUUACCGAGGCAAAACAGUGGUCCUGCACAUCCACUGCCUCACCUGCAGAUGUACAGCGGUAUCUCGGGUUACAGACGCUUCAGGUUACAGACUCCGCUAACCCAGAAAUAGUACCUCGGAUUAAGAACUUUGCUUCAGGAUGAGAACAGAAAUCGUGCUCCAGUGGUGUGGCAGCACAGGAGGCCUCAUUAGCUAAAGUGCUGCUUCAGGUUAAGAACAGUUUCAGGUUAAGAACGGACCUCCGGAAUGAAUUAAGUUCUUAACCUGAGGUACCACUGUAAAGGAGAAACAGAGUUGUCUGUCAUUAGCAUACUGCCAACAGUGCAUGCCAAAACUCCAGAUGACUCCAUUCAGUGGUAUUAUUAAACAACAUGGGGCAUAGAAUUGAGCCCUGAGGGACACAGGAGGAUACAGUGGUCUAACAUGUAAUCCACCAGAUGUUGUUGGAUUCCAACUCCCAUCCCCCCCUGAUAUCUGGCCAUGCUGGCUGGGGGGAUGAUGGGAGCUGUAGUCCAACAACAUUAGGAGGGACACAGCCUCUCUGCUCCCUGUUUUAGAUCCAUAUUUGCCACCCACACUUAACCUUUUCAGAAGAGUGUAAGAGGUGUGAGCUCAGAUGCACCAAUAAAGGCAGAUGUUAGAUUUCUUGAGUAUAAUGCUGUUUCACUUAUUCAACAAUAGAUAAUAGUUCUAGUAUUUGCUUUAACACAGUUCUUUUCUAUGCUAGCUGCCUGACACACACAACUCCCACCUUCAGUCUUUCCCUGGCUGAUCAAUCAGACUCCAAUGCCCCAACCUGUAAUCAGCACAACACUGUUACCUACUAGCAGAUAUCUCACAGAACAAGCAAAAUGAGGCAGGCAGAAAACAUCGGCACACUCUUGCUGGCUGGGAGAGAAGAUCAGGCAGAGCAAGGAACGUGCAAUGCAAUCCAUCCUCUCCCUGCUUCUUCCUCUGUAGGUCUGCCCCUUCCUUGUACAGUGGAUGCUCGGGUUGCGAAGGUGAUCCAUGCAGGAAGCACAUUCACAACCCGCAGCAUUCGCAACCCACAGCGCCGCGUCUGCACACACGGGUUGCAAUUCGGUGCUUCUGCACAUGUGCAAGUGCCGAAACCCAGAAGUAACCCGUUCCGGUACUUCCAUGUUUGGCGCGGUGCACAACCCGAAAUCGCGCAACCCAAAGUGUCUGUAACCCAAGGUAUGACUGUACUUUGAUGAUAGGCCCGGAAAGUUCUUGCCAGUUGUUUUUGUUUUUUUAUCAAUCUUGUUAAAAAAAUUGAAAACAGGAACCUUCAGUUUAGCCACAUGAACAGCUGUCUAAUCUCCCCAUCUGUCAUUUCCGUUAAUCAGAAAAUUGCCAUCCCCCCCCACAAAUCAUACUGGCCCCCUGCUUUCCUAGCAACCUUAAUCUUUUUCAGAAAUCUGAUGAAGUAAUUGCUUGUGUUCUACCACUCCAGUAGUGGAGCUGGAUAACUGCUGCUUCUUGGAAAGCGUAGGUGAUGCAGAAGGCAUAGAAUAUCCUGGGGGGUGUUGUGGUUGCUAUAGCAAUUUAUCACCUGCCCUUUUGCCCAAGGUCCCAGGGCAGGUACUUUGGCUGAUUGGAUACAGCUGGGGUGUGGGUGUUGGCCAAGGUCCUGUUUUGCUAUAAAAGCAAGCGCUGCCACACUUUCCACCUUGGGAGCAGACCUACAGAAGACGGCGCGGGCUGGUUUGCACCUUUCCAGCCCCUGCCCUGGUCUGCUCUCCAAGCCAGCAAGAAGGUGCUGAGCUUUUUUUCUUGCAUCGGGCUCAUUUAUCCUGAGAGGUAAAUCAGGGGUGGGGAACCUCUGGCCCUCCAGGUGUUUUUGGACUCCCAAUUUCCAUUGCCCCAGGCAAUGUGGCCAAUGGUCAGGGGAUAAAGUCCAGCUACAUCUGGAGGCCCACAAGGUUCCCCACCCCUGAAGUAACAGGGUCUUUGUAGAAAGUAUGCUCGUACUUAUAGCACAUCUUAAAACCUGCAAGAAUUCUCAAAGCAGAGAUCGUCACUGCAGUUUUCAUGGUUCCACUCUCGAUGCCGCUUAUAAGUAAGUAAAUGUGAGAUAACAGCUGUCUAAAUCUUAGGGUUACGAUCUUUAAGUCUCAACUGUAUGCACACUUACCUGGAAGUAAGUCUCUGACUGAACUCAGUGAGACUUCCUUUUGAGUAGAUUGCAUAGGAUUGUUAGUUCAUUAACUGGUUAUAUUGAUUACCCAUUGUUAAUUACUUUUAAUUGUAUUAAUAUUUAACUUGCUUUUUCUGUAUUUAAACUGUUUUCCCCCUGUAUUUAUAUUACAAAUAAUAUUUGUCAUAGUGAAUUACAGCGUUUUUAUUUUUAUUUUUUAAAGUGUUUGUGUUAUCUGUCAAACCUAGCUCUUGAGAGAUGGGGGAGAUUAUGAUCUGGCAGGCAGGAGUUUUAGGUUUCAGUAGGUGGUGGGAUUCUGUCUUUAAUCUUGCACUCGCUCGCUCCCCCCCCCAUUUAAAUAUUUAAAAUACUGGUUAUAACGAAUUGCAGUAUAGAGAAAAGCGUUACCUGCCUUGAGAUGAUAGGAUAAGCAUGGGAAUCAUCGCACCAAAGAACCAGUGCGUGACUUGUAGGAAACAAAACCCGCAUUGUGUGUUGGGAUUGCGGGUGUGCAGGGUUGAGUUUCAUCCUUUUCACGUUUCUGCCUUGCAUUUCCAGUCUCGCUGCAGGAUAUCAACAUGCGGAAAGCUUUCAAGAGCUCCACCAUUCAGAACCAACAGGUGGUGUCUCGCAAUUCCAUCCCAAACCCUGUGAUGGAGAUGUACCAGCGGUGCGAUAAGCCCCCACCGCUCAACAUCCUUACUCCUUACAGGUAGGGCAUUUGGCUAAAGAGUCUCUGUUACUAACUCUGUACCCAUUUGGGGAGUCUAAUAAGUUUAAAAGAAAUUGUCCCGUGAUGGUUAGCUUAUGCAAUUUAGGUGUUCCUUCACAGCAAUGUGAAUGUUUUCCUUACUGAUAAUUUACCGUAUUUUUCGCUCUAUCAGACGCACCCGACCAUAAGACGCACCUAGUUUUAGAGGCAGAGAACAAGGGGGAAAAAAUUCUCUCCCUCUUUGCUCAGCGCCUCUCCAGCGAAGCGGCAGAAGAAACAGAGCCCCUUCCAUUUCUCCUGCCACUUCGCUGAAAGGGUGCUGCGCAGAGAGGGAAAGCUGCACAGUGCCUCUCCAGCGAAGCGAAGCCAGGAGAGCAAGAGGGAUCGGUGCGCUCUUGCUCUCCUGGCUUCAGUGAAAGCUGCGCAGCCUGCAUUCACUCCAUAGGAUGCACACACAUUUCCCCUUACUUUUUAGGAGGGGGAAAGUGCGUCUUAUAGAGCGAAAAAUACGGUAUUCUCUUUGAGGGUUUUUUUUUUUAAAUCAAGUGGUGUAUAAAUUUUAUGAAAUAAAAAUUAAAAUAGUUCUCUCUCUCUACCUCUCCCUCCCCCCUCAACCCCCCCCACUUGCUCUUUCUAGAGAUGACAAGAAAGACGGUUUGAAGUUUUACACGGACCCUUCAUAUUUCUUCAACUUGUGGAAAGAGAAGAUGCUGCAGGCAACAGAGGACAAGAGGAAAGAGAAACGCAGGCAGAAGGUACAUUUUUGUGAAGGGGGAAUAUAUAGGAGUUGGGAUUCAGGUAGUCUCUAUAGAGCACAUAAGCAGAUAAUCUGCCUGUCUAGAGAUGAUUGAAAGAGGAGAAUUCUCACACCCCACCGGAGAUUAAAUGCUAAAUAAAUGGUUGAUUACAAAAAGUUUUAAUUGGGUUUUGAUUAAAUAUGCAAUUCAUUGUUACUGCUUUGAAUUUUAUUGUGUUAUCUUUCUUAGUGGAUGGUGAAUAAUGCUUUUUGUAGGUUAGGGUAGGGGGCACUGGGCAUGAGUGUACAGAAUCAAGGGGGCAGUGACCCCACUGUUAUAGAAUAACCUAGACAACCUCAGAAUACAUGUGCGUGACCACAUUUUUGAAUCACCUGCAUUAUGAAAAAACAAACAAAGCACAGAUCUCAGUAAAUAAGGAGUGUGUUGAGCUGAAAGCAUUCUCACCUUUCGUAGUGCUGGGGUUUGUUUUUUUCUUGUAAGGAAUUAUUUACAUAUGGGAAACUCAAAUAUGCACACACGUGCACGCAUGCGCGCACACACACACACUCACUCACACACAUUAAAAAGAAACCCUCAGACUCUGCAGCCUGAAGGUGGUGUAUUCUGUUUUUACCCCUUGGGGAUUCUGUUCUAUUGUGGAGGCCAGCCAAGCCUUACAAUUCACAUCAGUAGCAGAAAGGUGGUUGACACAGCAGAUACUUUACUCUGUUUCUCUGCAGGAGCAACGGCUGGUUGAAGACUCCACCAGGGAAGUGAAGAAAGUGCGAAAGGCUCGCAACCGGCGGCUGGAAUGGAACAUGAUGGCAUACGAUAAGGAAUUCCGGCCCGAUAACAGGUUCUCACCAUCCCCAUAUCACAUGGCCUCAUCGGAAGGAUCACUGUCCCCAGAUAAUAGGCAGGUUUUAUGUAUUACACGCUUCGCUCGAUCUUUUUUCUUUCUUUUGCUGUUUUUGGGCUUGAUUAUUGUUUGACUUAUUAUUAUUUUUCUGGAUGCUUUUAUUGCUCACAACAGCAAGGGUUCUGAUCUGACUAGCUGGAGGUUCAGGGAAAUGAGGCCUUUUGACAAACUCUCCCCCUGCCCCAAAUAAAAAAAACCCCAAUGUUUGUUGCUCUGGGGCUGCUAAAUCAUUGCAUGGGCUUUGCUGCUGCAUUCACAUGAUGCUGAGAUAAGAAGUCAGUGUGCUGUUUGGAGCACAAGUUAGGAGUGCUUAAACCCCUAUAGAAGGCUAAUCUCUUAAACUGUGGUGCUAACUUCCUAAUCCAUGCCUGCUCCAUCCUUGCUGCAUGUGUGUGUUCCUUUUAGAGUGUGCGUGUGCGUGUGCGUGUGUGUGCAUGUGUAAAUGUGUGUGUGUGUGUGCGUGCACACACACACACACACACACCAUGCCUUGAUCCCAGCAGCUGAUAGAUGUCAUCUUAAUUUUCCCUUCAGUUUGGCUCCUUCCAUCCACCCACCCUAUUCAGGAGUACAACCUUUUGGUGUUUUUGUGUGUGACAGAUCUUAUGCGUCAGAUGCAGCUGAUCACUCAUACCCGGCCAGCCCUAACCAUCCUGCCCAGCAGAUAUUAGCUCCAGCCUCACACCUGUCAGCAGACAACAAAGAGGUCAUCCUGGUGGCUAACCAGGCCCAGGAACAUGUCUACAGGCCCUCAGCAGCAGGAAGCCGGCAGAACAGUCUCAACCGGGUCCAACAGCCCCAUGUACCGCAGCCGUCAGAGACUAUGCUAAAUGGACCGAGGCCUCAGAUAGUCAAGGAUUAUGGGUAUGGAUUCCUGCCUGCUUUCCUUCCCCUGUUAGGUGUGGCUUUCUGCUUUCAGAAAGAGAGUUUGGCACUUUCUAAAGCUACCAGGGUAUUGAUAGUGUAGGAAACUUGUGUAGGAAAGGUGUUUAGAAGCAGAAUGCAGUCAGAUCCAUGGAUAGCCAAGGAACUGGGAAACUUGACCCCAACCCCUUUCUUUGCCAUUGAUUUAUUUUUUAUUUUUGGUAUGGCCAAGCUCAAGUUUCCACCCUUUGGUUUCCACAUUGGAAAGCAGCUGGUCCAGAGAUCAGAUGAUUACAAGGAAUACAGCUGUAUUCGUCAAUCCUGGGAAACAUGAGGAAAAUAUAAAUAUUCCUCUUUAAAUACAUUUAUUGGAAGAUCAUAUGGGUUUUCCCCAUGGUAGGGCAGGCUUGCAUUCUGUAAAACCAGCUGGCAACAAUAUGGUUGCACAGAGGCUGCUCAUUGGUACAGUAAUGUGAGUGACAAUCUAAAUCCUACCAGGACUCCCAAGAGAGAACUUGAUUGUAUAUUAAUCACUGUUCAUCCCUUCAUGUAAAUGCCAGCCAGCAUCCAUUUCGCCCAGCCUGGGAAAGUGCUGGCAUCUGAAACAGCACUGAAUGCUGCUGGCUUUCUCUGGUGGCCACAAGGGCAGGCUGACUUCGCUCCGUUAGGCUCAGCAAGAAUCCCCUAUCAUUUCCCUGCAUCCUUUACUCACCUAGCACCUUUCCCCUUGAUUAAGUUCUGUCCCAGUUGUUCCUAGUCUUUGUCAUUACUCGGUAAAUGAAUGCUGAAAAUUGAGCUUAAGACCCAAAUUCUGCCAUUCCCAUGCUGCUCUUGACCCCCUUUUGCAUGGAGGCCCAUGGGCAGAAUUUACUCCCUCAUUGUUAAGUAAGUUGGCAUGUAAAUUCUUGCAAAUCAUUUUUUUCCUCCUUUGGAAGAAGAGGCAUCCCCAUUGGAAAAAUCAAACCAUGUGCAAGUCCUUGUAGGAUCAAUGGCUAAGGGCUGAUAUGUAAUGAGCUUCAAAAGCCAGGCUUGAAAAGAGACCAAGGGGGCUGCAUAGAAAAUAUAGAAAUGCAAUAGGCUGACAACUAUAGUUGGAUGAUCUGUAAAAUGUGAAAUAGCACUUCUAGACAAAGGGCUUAUCUAUACUUAGCUUUUGCCCUGCACUUUAUAGCAACAGGUCCUUGCUUCAAAGCUCCAUGUCCAAGUGUCCUUUUCCUCUCGGGACUUUCCCCUACAAAAACCUGUUCUUUAAAGCUGAAGUGCAACAAUUCAGGUUUUCCGUGGAUUGCUAUUUGCUCUGAUUCAUUGGUAAAGAGUGGGUUUUUGCAGGAAAUCUCCGGGGGCAGGGAAGCGGGGAGUGCUCAGAUGGAAAAUGUGGAGGAAAGUUAACUGUGAAUGAGCCCUAUGUGUGCAAACAACGGACUGUCUUUUUCAGGACUAUGGACAGCAGACAGCAAGAGAACAGUUACUUUUCCUAUGAGAUUUUUGUCUGGAAAAGGAUUUUAUUAAACUUGCCAGUCAGUUUUUCACCAUGCAGAUUGUUGUCCAAACAGACACAAUUAGUAUUAAACAUGUAUGCAAUCUGAGCAUGAGAUUUGUGCACACAGAGUAGUGAGUACAUUUGGGAAGCUCAUCUGAAUGCUAGUUGUGAGGAAUCACAGGUGGGGGAGGGUGCUGUUGCACGCAGAUCCUGCUUGCUGUGAGGUCUGUGAGAUCUGUGAGAUCAAUAUGGUGGACUAAAUGGGCCUUUGGACUGAUUCAGCAGGACUUUUCUGAUGUGUGUGUGUGUGUGUGUGAAUUUUAUUUUUUAAAAUCUCCUUAGAUGCUGCUGUUAGAAGGUAUAGUGGGUAAUGAUAACCAACAUGAAAUGGUUUUAUGCAACCUAAUUAUUACAUUAAUUGGGAAAGGGCCAUAGCUUAGUGGUGCAGCAUCUGCUUAGCAUGCAGAAGGUCCCUGGUUCAUUCCCUGGCAUUUUGAGGGGACUGGAAGAGACCCCUGCCUGAAACCCUGGCAGUAGCACUUCUUUUUUACCCCUUCUCCAAAAAUUAGAGGUUUUAGUCUAGUUUACUAUGGUCCCUCAGUCUUUACUGCUUAACUGCUUGCCUAGGAUAACAAAAGGUUUUUGCACAUCUUGGUGGGUCAUGAGUUGGGCAAGCUCAGCACAGGAGUUUGUUAGCAACUGGACUUUCUUGCACUAGUACUGGUUGCCAUUCUGUAUCUGGGUGCCUGCCAUGUCUGAGUACUGUGAAAAUUCCCAUGUAUGUGGGACUGUAUCUGCUCUAGUUUGCUUACUUCGAGGGAGGAGCUGCCUUUAACCAUAGCUCUAGCUCCAAAGUUGUACAGCAGUUUAGAAGGGCUAAACUUAAAAUAGCCUAAUUCUGUGACCUGAGCUGCUCAUCUGUUUUUGUUUCCAUUUUAUUAUAGAUGCAAUAAAAUAUCCAUAAAGAAAUAAUCAAACAAUUACAGCAGGUUGAAAACAACAUAAGGUUGAGCAGUAUCAUUAAACUUGCUGUUCCUAAACAUUACAAAAAAACACAAAUUCUUCCAAAACCUAUUAGGUUGAUUUAUGUGUAUUAUUUUAUAAUUAGUUAACUCAAUCAACUGUUACUAUAGACUAGGGUGUGUCCCCCGCCCCAAAAAAGCCCUUAACAUAUAUUAGGAGAUAUAACCUCACCCCUCCAUUUUUAGCUAUCAUAAUCUUAGCAGUUAUAAGGUUGAUCACUAUUUUUCGAUCAUUUCCAUAGAUAACACCUUCCAGAUAACAAAUUAGAAAUAUUUUCAGUUUUAACAGUGAGCAGUAUUAGAAACAUUAGCCUUUUGAAACAGAUUUUCAAAAUGUUUGUAUCUGAAAGAAGUUCCAAAAGAUGUGUCUGUAAUUCACUUUACUCAGUCCACGUAUCUAGCAUUUGUCUGAUGCCAACCUAUAUAUUAAGUUUAACUUGUAGAUUUUUUGUAUGUGCACCAUGUUUGAUUGGGCCAGAGUCUGUUUCAAAUUGUCUCUUUCCCUUUCUCGUUUCAGCCCCCAGCAAGUGCCAAUGGCCGAGUACUUUGUGCCACCUGCUCCCCCUCCCCCUCCCCCGGUGAUACCCUCCGCUCAAACUGCCUUUGACAGCCCUAUCUCUGCCCCUCCCACCAUGGCGUCCAAUGCAGCUGCCACUGCUGCUCACUCCUCUUACGCACCUUCCCCUCCACCGGCCCCACCUUGCCCCUACUCUGCUUCUCCCCCUCAGACUGGCCCAAUGGGGCCCCCUGUUGCACCUCCGCCCCCUCCCCCUGGACCCCCAACAAUUACCACCUCACCAGCUCACUUGGCCUCUCCCCCAGCCAUGACGGUUGAACCACGGAAGCCUCAGUUCCCGCUGAUACCAAUGAGUGAUGCCAGGAGCGACCUGCUUGCUGCAAUUCGUAGAGGUGAGCACCGGCUUUUUCUGUAUAGCAAUAUUCCCUCCCGCAAAGAGUCCACAUUUUUUUAUUUAUUUGUUUGUUUGCUUUUGAAAUUCUAAAGGGUAAAAAUAAAGUGAUUGGAAGCCAUUAAACAAUGCUCAUCCAAACAGCAUGUACAGGCAUCAGUGCUUCCAAUAGUACCUUCCAUGGCACCCAUGAAAGGUCUCAGUAAAUAUCUCAUCCAAAUCCACCAUUUGUGAGAGGCUGGCUGCUCUUCCGCCUCAGUUCCUGUUUGCAUUGGCUUGACCUCUCGUUCUCCUUAAACAGGAGACUUGUAGAGUGCUUGUCUUUGUGAGUGAGCAUGGUGUAUGAUGACUGCUGUAGAUGUAUUUUAUCCCCUUAAUGGGAGCAGUGGGGCAUCCAAGCCCACUCCAUUUUGUGGUCAUGCCUCUUUUUCUGCUGUUUUAUUUGUGGUAGUCAUUUUCUUUUAUGCCAUGCUCUAUGGCAGCUAUUUUUGUGGUUGGUGCCCACACCACAUUUUCAGAAUUCCAAAGGUGUCCAAAGGCCCCAAAAGGUUAGCUGCCCCUUAACGAAUGCAGAAUUAAUUAGUAUCAAACGAAUAGUGACUGGGAAGGCCUGUUUUGGCCAGGCCUGUACAAAUUGAUCACUGUCCCACAAUUCCAUCUACUCCCACCUUUCCAUGGCUAAGAGGAGAAGUGAAGUUCCAUUUCCCUCUACAGUUGGGGAGGAAGCAAUGCCUAUUGUUUGUGCUGAGCUGUGGAGGGUUCAGUGCAACUGCAGGGGAAAUCUCAGUCCAACCUCUGUAGCUCCAAGCUGGAAAUGGAAGCUAGAGGUGGAUGUCUAGGUAAUCAGGCCCUUUGGCACCAGGUGCCAAGACAAGCCCCAGAUUUUCCUCCGCCUUUAGCAAGGAAAAAUGGGUGGAUAAUGGCCACUCGAGCUUCCUAACAGCAAAACAAGCCCCAGCUCCAAAUUUGGAACUAGAGGUUGGUGGGGAUUGCCCCUGCUGUUGUGCUGGGCUUCUCAAGGUGAUCGAUUCCUGCAUUUCAGGGUGUUGGAUUUACUAACCCUUUGGGGGUUAGCUCUACAGAUCUGUUUGUAAGCUCAGUGUAGCUGCUGGGACCCCAGUUGGGACUUGGGAAGGGAACAGGGAUUGUCUUUCAUGGCUUGGAGUCUCAGUGUGAAGUCAGGUCCCAGCAACACACCUGCUCAGAAGCCAGUCCUCCAAAGUAUUUCUUCCUUUGCAAAUGCAGGGAUUCAACUCCGGAAGGUCCAAGAACAAUGGGAGCAAGAGGCAAAGAAAGAGCCAGUGGGCAAUGACGUGGCGACAAUCCUCUCCCGCAGAAUCGCCGUCGAGUACAGUGAAUCAGAUGAUGACUCGGAGCUGGACGAGAAUGAAUGGUCAGAUUGA
This is a messenger RNA of Podarcis lilfordi (Lilford's wall lizard), 40259 nucleotides long. The record is from the annotation of a GenBank genome assembly. Lineage: Eukaryota; Metazoa; Chordata; Lepidosauria; Squamata; Lacertidae.